AUGUCCGAAUCAUCAUCACCAUCACGAACAAAGGUCGCCUUGACAGUGUUGUUCCAUUCAAGCUGCGCUGUAUCAGUGACCUUGAUCUCCAAGUCUGCACUCAAUGGCAUCGAGGCACCUGUUACUCUGCUUGCACUGCAAACUUUCGUACAAGUCGUGCUUCUGACCCUCGUGGGAAAGCCACUUGGAUGGAUUAAGUUCAGUCGUCCUCUUUCUGCUUGGAAGGGAUUAAUACCUUUGAUGCUCGCACGUCUUAUCGGCAUUCUUGCAAAGACCUUCUGCUUGGCUAGCGUCGAUGCUUCUCUAUACCAAAUCGCACGAGGUCUACUUCUACCAUUCACUCUGCUCCUGUCCCACUUCUUCCUCCACCCUCCGCCAUACAACCCACCUCUUUCCUUGUUUGGAUGUGGAAUGAUUAUGAUGGGCUUCGCAACCGGCAUGAUUACAGACUUGGGCGCAAUGCUCACGAGUAUCAAGGGUCUCUUGCUGGGUGUCGGCUCCAGCUUCACCACUGCUGUUGAGAGUGUCGUAGUCAAGCGCUUCCUCACAAAAGGCGACGAAGGAAUGUGGCAGAUGGUAUGGAUGACGAACUGCAUGGCGUUGGCCUGCUACUUCCCUCUCUUCAUCAUCUCCGGCGAGUACGCAGUCUUCUCUGGUCUCUACAACAGCGCAAUGGAUCUCGAAAUCGCCAAUGCUGUUGCUGCCGCCGAAGCUUCUGGACAACUCCACGCUUUCUUGUACACCGCUGCCGCCACAGGUGCUGCAAGUUUCCUCUUGACUUUGGCAACCUUCCUGCAGAUCUCAGUCACCAGUCCAACAACACACAUGAUUGUCACAGCCGCGCGUGGUGUCGCCCAAAGCGCUCUUGCCGUGCUGAUUCUUCACGAAACUGUCACUAUUGGCAGAGUUUGGGCCAUGGUCUGCAUCCUGGGUGGUAGUGCAGUGUAUGCAUGGGGUAAAGAUAGAAUUAAGCAACGCGCUGAGAAGGCCGAUGGCAGAGGUAUGUACGAGAAGUUGGGCGAGAUGGAAGCCAGAGAAUCAGAGGAGGACGUUGAGCUGAGGAAAGUCUAG
Messenger RNA from Aureobasidium musti, 1071 nucleotides. The record is from the annotation of a GenBank genome assembly. NCBI's taxonomy places the organism in Eukaryota, Fungi, Ascomycota, Dothideomycetes, Dothideales, Saccotheciaceae.